Drosophila albomicans is the source of this 1488-nucleotide messenger RNA. It is a transcript of the gene EMC4, whose product is annotated as ER membrane protein complex subunit 4. Lineage: Eukaryota; Metazoa; Arthropoda; Insecta; Diptera; Drosophilidae. The record is from RefSeq and is a predicted model, not a curated record. The transcript is spliced from 3 exons. Bases 117 to 617 code for a protein of 166 amino acids. Gene Ontology annotation, cellular component: EMC complex. Gene Ontology annotation, biological process: protein folding in endoplasmic reticulum.
AGAAGGGUUGCUGUAACCGAUAACGAUAACAAGAAACUUGUACAUCUGCUGGUGCCAAUUUAUAAGUAAUUUUUCAAUUAAACUAACACAGAAAUAGCUUAAAAAACUCAUUGAAAAUGUCAGCUAAGCAGAACUCUAAGAAAUCUAAAUGGGCACUCGACUUUAAUGUGAGCAAAAAUGCAGAUAUGCCUUCACCACCUGGCUACAAUCCCACAGCGCUGGUGAAUCAAACUGAAGUGGUGCGUGAUCAGCGUUUGGUUAUCAAGAAAUCUUGGGAUCUUGCCUUGGGACCGCUAAAACAGAUACCGAUGAAUCUGUUCAUCAUGUACAUGUCUGGCAACUCGAUUUCAAUCUUCCCGAUUAUGAUGGUGGGCAUGAUGUUAAUCCGCCCUAUUAAGGCCAUCUUCACCACACAAGUCACUUCAAAAAUGGCCGAAGGUGCCCAAGGCACUGGACAGCGUAUCGUCUAUAUUUUGGGUAACCUGGCUAAUGUCGCCUUGGCCUUGUACAAGUGUCAUAGCAUGGGACUGUUACCAACGCAUGCCUCUGAUUGGUUGGCGUUUGUGCAGCCGCAAACACGUUUAGAAUAUUAUGGUGGAGGUGUUUCAUUUAUUUAGAGUUAUUUGUAAAUUGCAUUUAAUUUUGCUUUAUUUGUUCAUUAGAUAAAAUUUGUUUAAACACAGCAUCAACUAAAGUAUAAAAUAUAAUAUUGUCCUUCGAGCCCGAUCUGGCAAUUAAUCAUCCAAUAUCUUCUUGGCUUCCUUCUUGAUAUCCUUAACAAUUUGAUCGACUGGCGUGCUGUAAGAUACGUUACACAUUUAUUUUAGUGGUUUUGUCAACCGUUGUAAUAAUAUAAUGAUGGUUAGUCCUAUAAUUAAAUGAGUUUAGUUUAAGAAAACCUGGUAUUGUUAAAUGUAAUGGCAUAAAAUUUAUUUUAGCGCUAUUGUGCUUUCAAUUACAUUUGGAAGAGAUUAAAAUAAGCCGCUUGGUGGAUUUGUUGAUGAUGAGUAUGGAAAUAGCAACGAUUCAGAGAUUAUUUUUUCUCAUUUACUUUUUCUUGCCAUCGACUAGCUCGCGAAAUUUUUCAUUCAUACGUUCCACCACUUUUUGGGGAUUGUCGACACGAGGGACCUAUAAUAUCGAAAACAAAAAUUAUUAAUUAAAUUCUGGAGUAUUAUUUGAAUAGUUACCUCAUAGUUCUGCGACACGUAAAUGCCGGUAUAAACACCGGCCCCAAAAGUCAACUGUAAAAUACAAAUAAUUGUAGUUAAAAAAACCAUUAAUUAUGUUCACGCCUUAGAUUAAAGACCGUUGAAAAAAAUAAAACGCGACCACCGGUCCAAAAAGGUUUUGGCGGACAGGGUGGCAAGGAUUCAUACGACUGUUGGCAGCCACAGGAUGAAGAUUGGCUGCGCCUCAUUAAGUGCUGCAUUCCCAGUCCAAGCAGCUUCAUUUUUAACUAAAUAUAAUUUGAUAACGAAUAUUUUC